Penaeus vannamei (Pacific white shrimp) is the source of this 693-nucleotide messenger RNA. Lineage: Eukaryota; Metazoa; Arthropoda; Malacostraca; Decapoda; Penaeidae. The record is from RefSeq and is a predicted model, not a curated record.
AUGGCGGGAGGCAAGCAAGAGGCCAUGGCACAGAGCCAAGCACAGAGGGGAGGCCAGCGGGAGGCCAAGCACGAGGCCACGGCGGGAGGCAAGCACAGAGGCCAUGGGGGAGGGCACGAGGAGGCCAAGCACAGAGGCCAUGGCGGGAGGCCAAGCACAGAGGCCAUGGCGGGAGGCCAAGCACAGAGGCCAUCGCGGGAGGCAACGCAUGGCGGAAGGGCAAGCACAGAGGGCAACAGAGCCAAGCGGGAGGGCAGGACAGAGGCAUGGCGGGAGGAGCACACAGGCAGGGGGGUGGCGCCAAGCACAGAGGCCCAUGCGGGAGGCCAAGCAAGAGGCAGCCAAGGUACAAAGCACAGGAGGCAUGGCGGGAUGGCCAAGCACAGAGGCCAUGGCGGAGGCCAGGCAGCAGAGGCAUGGCGGGAGGCAAGCCACAGAGGCCAUGGGGAGGCCAAGCACAGAGGCCAUGGCGGGAGGCCAAGCAAGAGGCCAUGGCGGAAGGCCAAGCACAGAGGCCAUGGCGGGAGGCCAACACAAGAGGGCCAUGGCGGGAGGCCAAGCACAGAGGCCAUGGCGGGAGGCCAGCACAGAGGCCAGAGGCCAAGCAACAGAGGCCAUGGGCGGAGGCAAGCACAGAGGCAUGGCGGGAGGCCAGGCCAGAGGCCAUGGGGAAGGCCAAGCACAGAGGCAUAG